AUGUCGCUCUCCGCACUGUCAAGACUGCCCCUUCUGGGCUCCCUCAUUCCUAAGGCACGAUUCACCAGUAUCAACACGAUCAUCGCAUUCAGACCACUCAGCACAUGCCUGUCAACCUCAAGAACCGUAGUACAAUCAAAGAUCGCACAACCUGCGCUUUUAGUAGCGUCGCAGUUCCGAGGAAUGAAAACUCGCUCUUCAGUCAAAAAGCUAUGCGAGGGCUGCAAGGCUGUCCGCCGCAAGGACCGCGUUUUCAUCAUUUGCGACAAGAAUCCUAAACACAAGCAGAGACAAGGAAAAUAG
Molecule: messenger RNA, 303 nt
Organism: Exophiala viscosa
Lineage: Eukaryota; Fungi; Ascomycota; Eurotiomycetes; Chaetothyriales; Herpotrichiellaceae
Product: ribosomal protein L36-domain-containing protein
Exons: 2
Coding region: 1-303 (100 amino acids)
Biological process (GO): translation
Cellular component (GO): ribosome
Molecular function (GO): structural constituent of ribosome
Source: RefSeq, a predicted model, not a curated record